CAGCUCCAGCAUGUGAAGAGCCACCUGCCAUUGAUUUUGGGGAGAUUGUUAGUGAUGACAAGUUGGAGUACAGAGAAGGUGACAAGGUGCAGUACAAGUGCAAUCCUGGAUACAGCCUGAUGAGAACUGAAUGGAUCAUAUGCAAUGGGAAAACCUGGACACCUGCACCACAGUGUUUGGCACCAUGUAGCCUCACAAAACAGCAGCUGGAGACCAGAAAUCUGCUUCUGUCCAAUGGCCGAAGACAUGCACAGCUGACUCAGAGUGACCACACACUGGAAUUUAUGUGCAGUGAAGGAUAUACCCUCACAACCCCUUCAGUCAGGAAGUGUGUUAAUGGGUACAUGGACUUGCCUUCAUGUAUCUCUGAAAUAGGAAAAAACUGUAGCCGUCCACCUACUAUUGAGAAUGGAGACAUAACUACUUUCUUGGAAAAAGGAUACACAUCUGGCUCCUUUGUAGAAUUCAAAUGCCAAAAAUUUUAUGCAAUGGAAGGACAGAACAGAUCUUUUUGUGACAAUGGGAAUUGGACAAAAGCACCAUUUUGUUUAGAGCCUUGUGCUAUCUCAGUGGAAGAAAUGGAAAACCAGAUGGUAGAGUUGAAUGGGAGAGCAAAUGAGACCAUAUUGCAAUGGGUGUACCUAAAACGUGGUGAUUUUCUUGAGCUUCGCUGCAAACCAGGAUAUGCACUUGCAACUAAUUUAUCUCAAUCUACUUUUAUGGUGCAGUGCCAUGGAAAUCCAAUUGUCUAUCCGGAAUGCAAAGAAAUUGUAUGUGAUCCUCCAGGAGUGGUUAAUGGUAGAUUCAGACCUCAAAGGAAUGUGUAUAGGGAUGGUGAUGUCCUCAUAAUUACGUGUGAUCAUGGAUUUCACAUUAAUAAUGACCAAGAUACAGCUGAAUGCACAAAGAAUGGCUGGUUGCCUCCUCCAGGGUGUAGCAUGAGACCCUGUGACUACCCACGUAUAGAAAAUGGAGCAUUAACAGACUAUUAUGAACAUUACAAAGAACGAGCCUUUCCAGCGCAGUUAGGCGUCUCAAUUUACUACAGAUGUCUUGAUGGUUACGUAUCUGAAAGAGAGGAGAGGUGGCCUCUGAUCAGAUGUACUAAAGUGGGCUGGUCUCCUGUGCCAAAAUGCCUUAGAAAGUGUUCUCCUGGUCAUUUGGAAAAUGGUAGAUUUAGAUUUAACUAUUGGACCACCUACAAAGAAGGUGAUGAAAUUUCAUAUGUGUGUUUUCCUGAAAAUCUGCAAGCCAAAGUUACAUGCACAAAGAAUGGCUGGUCACCUACUCCAAGAUGUACCUCUAACAAAAUAUGUGGAAGGACAGAGGUACCUCAUGGAUAUUUCUAUGAAACAAAGAACAGGUUUGAUUUAAAUGAAAAAGCAACAUAUAGGUGUCAGAUUGGUUACAUGACUCCAGAAGGAAAUGAGACAGGGGAGAUACAAUGUCUUGAAGAAGGAUGGAGUCCUUUUCCAGAAUGCAUCAGGACAUGUAGAAUGCCUGCUUUUGAGUAUAUUCAUUUCUACUCCAGCAAAAUGGUGUUUUUGCCUGAAGACAUACUGGAAUAUGAAUGUGCAGAUGGAUACCAAACAUUAAAUAAAAUCUCAAGGGGUCACACAGUAUGUAGCAUAAAUGGAUGGACUCCAGAGCCCCAAUGUUUUGCAAUAGAAUGCGAGAUGGUGAUGCUGGCCCAUGGAGAGGCUUUUCCCAAGAAGGACAAAUAUCUUAAUGGAGACGUAGUGACAUUUUCCUGUGCAAAACGUUACACCAGAGUAGGACCAGACUCUGCUCAGUGUUAUUAUUUUGGAUGGUCCCCAGCACCUCCAAUAUGUCAAGUGGAAAUCAAAGAUUGUGGGCCACCACCCAGCAUUACCAAUGGGAAUAUUAUCAGUGAACUUCACGAGAAAUAUCCGCAUGGUGACUCGGUGGAUUAUGACUGCAACCUCAGAUUUAAAAUGAUCGGAUCAAAGAAUAUAGAAUGUGUUGAUGGAGAAUGGUCAUCUUCACCCUUUUGCAUUGAAGAGGAAAAAACAUGUGUACCACCCCCCAGUAUUGUCAGAGGGAGUGCUAUCAGUGUAAACCAGAACCAAUAUUUUCAUGGUGAUUCAGUGGAGUAUGGCUGUGAAGGAAACCUGGAAAUUGUUGGGACAAAUAUCAUAAAAUGUCUUAGUGGAGAAUGGACAUCUUUACCUUCAUGUGCUGAUCCAUCUGUCAAAUGUGCACUUCCAAGGAAUCUUGAGAAUAUCAGAUUUUUAUCGGUUUACAAUUUUCAAAAGAGUUUCUAUCACAAAAAUGUUGUAAAAUACAGAUGUAGUUCAGAUGUCAAGAAACUUAAACAAACAGUCUGUGAAUAUGGGAAAUGGUCACCCAAGCCAGAAUGCAUUGAGAAUAAAAGAAAAUGCCCACCUCCCCCUCAGCUACCAGGAGCCUCCAAGAUAACAGAGAAAAGAAGCUACGAGACUGGUGAAAAAAUAGCUUUUAUGUGUCUGGAAAAUUUCAAGCUUCAUGGAAUGAAAGAAAUAAUGUGUGAAGAUGGAAAGUGGCAGUCACCACCACACUGUAUUGAAAAAAAAUCAUGUUUGCAACCAUAUCCCGUAGAAAAUGGUGAGAUUUUAAGUCUAGAAAAUCAAAGCUUAAGAAUGGAGAAACCGGAACCAAUGACUUAUCCGAAUGGUUCAACAUUAAAGUACAGCUGUAAUGCGGGAUUCAUGUUAAGAGGCCCAUCAGAGAUAACUUGUAAUAUGGAAAAAUGGACCUUGCCUCCUGCUUGUAUUGAAAUGCCAUGCAGAGAUGCACCUGAUGUCCCCCAUGCUCAGGCUGAAGGUAGCGUAAAGACUAAUUAUGAACCUGGUGAAACAGUGCGCUAUCAGUGCCACCCAGGUUUUAUUGCUGUUGGAUCACAGGAGGUAACAUGUAAAAGAGGGCAGUGGACCCAGCUACCUGAAUGCCAAGAUGCAACAUGUGGAGAUCCACCUGUAGUUGCCAAUGCUGAGAUCAUAGACCAUAGACACAGAAGAUAUUGGCCUGCUGAAAGAGUUCAGUAUCAGUGUCAUAAAGGUUUUGAAAGUCAUGGACCAAAUGAUGUCACCUGUAUUAAUAGGGAAUGGUCACAACCUCCAACUUGUGAAGAUAUGAUGUGUGGACCUCCACCUGUAGUUACUAAUAGUCAGAUUCUAGAGUAUGGAAACCAAAGAUAUUUGCCUGGUGAGAGAGUACGCUAUCGAUGUCAACAAGGGCUGAGCCUCAUUGGGUCACAGACAGUGACAUGUCAGAAGAAAAAAUGGUCAGAACCACCAGAAUGCAGAGAGGCUGGUGGAAAGUGUGGGCCUCCACCAAGAAUUGAUAAUGGAGACAUUGUUUCGUUCCCAUUAAAACAAUAUGUACUAAAUUCAACAGUGGAAUAUAAAUGCAAAAGUUUGCAUAUAUUGAAGGGACCUCAAAGUGUUAGAUGUGACUCUGGACAAUGGACAGACCCACCGGUUUGCUUAGAGCCUUGUACUGUAACCCCAGAGGAUAUGGAGAGGAACAAAAUACAGCUGAGAUGGCCUUAUGAGCAAAAAUUAUAUGUGUUAUCAGGGAUCUUUGUUCAAUUUGUGUGUAAAUGGGGAUAUAAAUUGGAUCCAACAUCUUCUGGACUUAGGGUACAAUGUUUAGAGGGGAGUCUGGAAUACCCUAAAUGUAAACACAGGAACAAGCAAUCUUUAGUUUAACCACAAUAUUGAUGACUUGUCCACUAAGCCAAGUUUUUUAUUUAUUUGUUUUUAUUGAGGAUGUCUAAGGGUGUAUAAAAUACAAUCAAUACAUGACAUGAUGACUGAACAGAGUCAAAUAUAAUAUUCUCUGAAAUUCUAAUGUAUAAAGUGAGAUUUAUGCCUUGUUCACAAGAUAAAAGCUGUUGCUUAAUAUCAGUGUUGAAUAUUCCAGUAGAAGUAUGCAAGUUGUUUAUUAAGAAAUUAAAAACAUGAGAUCAGAUCCCCAGCUGGGAUAAAUCAGUGUACCUCCAUUAAUUGGGAGAGGUUAUUUUGGUAAUGGUGUUUUAAAUGGAGAAGGAACAGGGAAUCUUGGAUACUUAAAAUAUAUUUUUGGAUUAAAGUGUCCUCUAAUGACAUUAAGAGAUUUUCCUUGGCACCCAACCCUGUGCCAAGAAUUAUUCACAUGAGUCUCCCUCCUCAUGCUUCAUGACACUUUGACUAAAGCCCCAAGAGCAUUUGUUUGUAAAGUUUGUACAUAACAGGCAAGACUAUAAAGAAUUCUACAAUAAGGAAAUUAACAGUCUGUGGUAGAUAAUAUUACAGCUGGUUGAACAUCAAAAUGUCCCUUCAGUGGGACAUUCUGGAAUUUUGAUUUUAAAAAAAUUCUGUUUCAGAACAAAAAGUGAAUUUCUCACAGAAGGGACGUUUCAAAAAAUUCAGUUGACAAAUAAUUGAAGCAUUUAUUUUGAAAAUUUCAAAAUGAAAUUCCAUGGCAGAGAGCCCAAAUCUGAGGCUCUUGGUUCAGCCACGUCUCUUAGGGCUUCCAGAUUCCCUGCCACAGAGUUGCCACUGACCUAGUUCAGUCACUGAGAACACCUGGGACUUCCUGCCAUGGAGCCAGGAGUCUGGAAGCUCCCAGGGCUACUAUUAGCUUCAAAAAUAUAUAUUUACAAGUAACUUUUUUACUUUCCAUUUUUUUCUAUCUGAUUGGUUCCUUAGGCUGAAUGAAAAUAAGCAUCUAAGGGUAUCUUUAACCAGCAUCUUACGUUCAAUAUCCAUUAACCAGUUAUUUGUAAUAUUCUCAGAUUGUUUCCUGGUUGUUGUUGUUUUUUUGGGGGGGCAUAUUUGCAUGGAUUACAGUUUACAUGUAUCGGUUACACACAUUUAUUUAUGUCUUUGAACAAAGGUACAUUUCUACGACUAAUUUCAAGUAAAGCAGGAUGGGCAACUGGGUUUGGAUAAAAUAAGAUCUGAGCCAAAUCUUCACCCCAAACUCAAAUCAAAGCCAAACCUUUUUUUGAUGCUUAAAACGUAAUCACAUGUGCUUCUGCACUUCCUAUUUUUGCUAAUAUGCUGGUAGAAGUAGUAUUUCCCACCUGGCCAAAAGGAGAAAAUCUCACUAGCAACCUUGAUCUUGUACCAGAAUGUUGGUUUUGUUCAGGAAAACAUUCAGACCUUUUUACUUUUGGGGAAAAAAUUGACUUUUGGGAAAAUAAAGUAAUUUAGUAGACGCAACCACAAUCUAUUUAACAGAAAUAUAUAGAAAUGAUUGUUCCUUUUGGUUAAAGAUUAAACAUGCAUAAUCUUAAUUUUCUUUUUUAAAUGAAAACAUUGUACAAAACAUUUAGCAAUUAAGAUAACCUGAACAUUCCUGUCUUGUAUAUUUUGUGGCUUAUUAACAGCCCCAUCCUGAAAUAAACUGACUGGAAACUUUAGGGUAUGAUGAAAAAUGCAAACAAAGAUGAACCAAGGUCUGCAGAUAACUUGAGCAAUAGUGAGCUAUGUGUGUUUCGCAGUAUGUGAACAAACUAUUUCUGCCUUCCUCUGUAAGCAGUAAAUUGGAAAGUUGACCAGUCCUGUGACUGAUUGAUUUGCCAGAACCAGCUGGGAAUA
Molecule: messenger RNA, 5585 nt
Organism: Dermochelys coriacea (leatherback sea turtle)
Lineage: Eukaryota; Metazoa; Chordata; Testudines; Dermochelyidae
Product: complement factor H-like
Exons: 20
Coding region: 120-3710 (1196 amino acids)
Source: RefSeq, a predicted model, not a curated record